Messenger RNA from Halichondria panicea, 4159 nucleotides. RefSeq lists its product as uncharacterized. The record is from RefSeq and is a predicted model, not a curated record. Bases 292 to 3969 code for a protein of 1225 amino acids. NCBI's taxonomy places the organism in Eukaryota, Metazoa, Porifera, Demospongiae, Suberitida, Halichondriidae. The transcript has a single exon.
UAUAAUGCGCAAGCCACUUGUUUGUAUUGUGGUUUGUGCUAAUCAGACCUAGGACAGGCUCUAAACCACAGUUUACACAGUGUUUGUGAUGUCACCCUGAGAAAGUAUGGAGUGGAAUGUGCGUGGGUGUCUGAUACUCCUAUUCUGUACUGAGCUGUCGCAUGUGAGAAAAUAUUGAUUAAUUAAUGUUAUUCAUAGCGCGCAUUUUUAAUUUACUCCCAAGUGAAGUUGCCCAGUCCCUUUUCUGCAAGAAGUCAUAAAAGGCUUUACGACCUUUGUAUUGAGCUAGCGAUGUACAAGAUGCUUCAACUAGAUCUACUGGCCCUGCUAGUGACAGCUGGUCUCCUCUCUCUAUGCAUGGCAGAGACCUUCUAUGUUGCUCCGACUCUCCCAGAAAUUGACUGUCCUGCACCUUGUCACACCCUGGACCAGUUUGCUCAAAACCAGACUUUAUUAGCUGGCUACAACAACAUCACCCUGGCAUUCCUGGAGGGAGUCCACAAUCUCAACCACACCCUGUAUGUUGUAUGUGAGUUCAAUAUAAUUUUACAGCCAGCACUUCUAAACCAGCGGCCACCACCGAAAGUUAUUGGUCGAUCUGACGGACUUGCAAUCAGAGCAAAUGCAUUAAAUAUUUUGAUCAAAGGACUUUCUUUUGAGGCGGUUAUAAUAGUUGUCAUUGUAAAUGAUGAUUCUGAAAUUGAAGAACAUAAAGUAACUAUCCAAUGGUGUGACUGGUUUAUUGGUGGCUUGGAAGUAUAUGUAUCUGGAAGUAUAAACGUUACUGCUGAAAUAAGUGAUUCGAGUUUCAAUGGACACUCUGUUUCUAAGUAUGGCUUUUAUUCAGGCUUUUAUUCAUUCUCACCGCGUCACUUACCAAUGAAUGGAUACUACUCUUUUACACUCCAAAACAGUGUCUUCACUAAAUACACGGAAUAUGGCAUUUUCAGUAUCUUCACUAAAUACACGGAAUAUGGCAUUUUCAGUGUGUACCCAUACUCGUCGUACAUAACAAUCAAAAACGCAACUAUAUCUCAGAACCGUCAAGGAGUUCAUGUCCGGCAAGUAAAGGAACUUUUGAUUGAAGACAGUAAAAUAUUUCAGACAGUCAACUAUGGAUUAUACACUUUUCUCAUACCAAACGUGACAAUUGUCAAUUCGGAGAUAAGUGAAAAUAGUAUUGGUUAUGCAUCAUUAAACUCGGGCAUAACACUUAUAAACUCUCAGAUUGAUAGCAAUGAGAUUGGAGUUGCACUAGCUAUGAGUAAUUCAUAUACUGACCUUUCUGGCCUACUUACUAAAAUGGAUCAUUGUAAUUUCACACAAAACAAUGUUGUUGGAAUUUGGUUAUUAACUUACAAAAAAGAAGAAGCAAUUUUCAGGGACUGUAUAUUUGAUAAGAACAGAGAAACACCGAUCCUAGCCUAUCAAAGUACCUUCCAGUUAGCAGGAGAGACAGUGUUUUCUAACAAUAAUGCCAAAAGGGGGGGUGCCCUGGCCUUGUAUCGAUCAACAGUGUUUUUUGAUUCAGGAUCGACUACACGGUUUGAGAACAAUACAGCUACUGAGUUUGGUGGGGGGAUCUACAUUGCUACAGCGCCACCUCUUUCUCCGCAGCUACUAGUUGCUGUGGAAAACGGAAUCAAAACAGAGGAUUUGUUUGUCUAUAUCGAUAGUUUUGUCACUAAUAGGCCUUGCUUUUAUUCUAGUUAUGCCAGUGGUGAUACUCAAGUGAAGUUCUUUGGGAACAAUGCUGGUUUCGGUGGAAGAGACAUAUUUGGACUAACAAGAAUAUCAUACUUUGAGAAGUAUUGCUCAGUUUCAGAGAAUAGUAUCUUUAAUUUCGACAAUUCAGUACCGAGUACUUUUCAACUUGCGUCAGACCCUUCUCGAGUGUGUUUCUGUGUAAACGAUACACGACAGUGCCAAAACCGUGCGUACCUUGUAGUUAACGAGACAAGGUUUCCAGGAGAGAGCUUUGAGACUUCUGUAGCUCUCGUGGGAUUCAACUUUAGCAGAGUUACAGGAGCUGUGUUUGCUACUGUGCUGGAUGGGCAGGCUGGAAAUAUCAUGGACAGUCAACGUAUACAAUCUAUCAAUGCCUAUGUCGAAUGUAGAAAACUAACGUAUACAGUAUUGUCCAACCAAACAAGCAGGCCCCUUAAAUUGGGCCUCUCUGUUACAGACUCGCUUGUUCAAGACAAUCAUGACGAUGUUAUUAAAGAAAGUGUAAGGAGCAUAUACUCUCCUACAUGCACUGAUACAAGCUUAUACCCAAAACUACCGUGUACAGCUCUUCUCACUACGUCCAUCUAUAUUAACAUCACUGUGGAUAACUGUCCACUGGGGUUUCAGCUAAAUAAAGCUUUAAGGGUGUGCGAAUGCAACAAAAACACUACGCAGUUGGAGUUAACCUGUGAGAUUCAAAACCACACUGGCUACAUCACCAGAGGAGGAACUGUGUGGGUGGGAAUGGACACUGCCAGAAAUGAAACUGACCUUUACUACUGGCAUCAAUAUUGUCCUAGUGACUACUGUAAUCAAACCUCAACACCUGUUGACUUGAGAUCCCCUGGUUCACAAUGCAGCUCGAACCGUGCUGGAAUUUUGUGUGGAAAAUGUGAAGACAACUACAGCCUGAAAUUAGGAAGUAAUCGAUGCGAACAAUGUAACAAUAGUUUUGUUGCUCUGUUGAUAGUGUUCGCCAUCCUUGGGAUUUUACUGGUUGCUAUGAUUACACUCUUUGACUUCACAGUUGCCAGUGGUACCAUAAAUGGACUCAUAUUCUACGCAAAUAUUGUGUGGAUUAACAAUGCUAUACUGUUCCCACAGCAGGGCAAGAACAUUGGCUACUACAUCAUUACUGUGCCUAUAGCUUGGAUUAAUCUGGAUUUUGGUAUUGAGACAUGUUUCAGCCAAAAUUUGGAUCAACUAACUAAAAGUGGUUUACAGUUUGUGUUCCCGGUCUACAUAUGGUGCAUUGCUGGUCUCAUAAUUUUAGCUUCUCGGUAUUCCAUAAAAGCUACUCGAUUCUUUGGUAGAAAUUCUGUUGCUGUUUUAUCUACUCUCAUCCUGCUAUCUUAUGGGAAGCUGUUCAGGAUCAUCACAAAUGCGUUUACUAAAGCAGACAUUACUGACUCUAAUGGCUCUAUUCGCAAAGUUUGGUCACUAGAUGGAAAUGUUGAAUACGGAAUAACUCCCGGACACAUUGUCUUAAUCGUGGUUGCACUACUCUUUAUGCUAUUGUUUUGGUUGCCAUUCACCUUGACUCUCCUUCUAGUACCCUUCCUAAAAGUCAAGUCAGACCGCCGACCUCUUCGCUGGAUUAACACAUUCAAGCCGUUUUUUGAUUCUUAUUACGGUCCAUUCAAAGAUAAGCAACAGCAUCAAGUGUGGACAGGGAUUCUGCUCAUCUCCCGUGUAGUGAUAUUGAUUGUUUUCUCGUCAACUUCGACUUUUAAUCCGAAUGCUAACAUACUGGUAUCGACCAUUAUAGCUACACUCCUGCUAGUGUACACAGCCAUUGUGGGAUAUCUAUACAAGCAGUGGUUUGCGUCAGUGCUUGAAGUGUUGUACCUCCUCAACCUCAUCAUCUUAGGCGGAGCAUUCUUAUUUUAUCGAAUGCAACCGCAAGAUGUUCAAGAAAUGGAUACUCUUAAUCCAGUGGCAGCUACCUCAGUUUGUUUUGCUCUCUUUCAGUUUGCUUGCAGUAUAAUCUUUCACAUAGCCAAGAAGAUCGGACCCAAACUUCAAAGGCUCUCCAAGAAGAAGAAACAAGAAUUGGAUAUUGAAAGUGUACCAGAAAAUGCACCCGACAAAGUUACGACGCAAGUAGUGGAGUUGCACGAGAAUGCAAGAGAGCAUAAAUUCACGACGCAAGUAGUGGAGUUGCACGAGAAUGCAAGAGAGCAUAAAUUCACAAUGUCCAGGUAUUCCAACACUCUUAGAGAGCCACUUUUGGAGAUAUGAUAUGUUACAGUAAUUUUUAACAUUAUACAGAAGGAACUGAUUAAUAGUGUGUACAUAGUGCUUACGUAUUUUGGUUUAGUUUUUUGUCUGCAUGCCAUAAUUAUAGUUAUAGUAUUUUUUGCAGUUUAGAUCUAACACAUUGUAUGGUAUAGUAUACACACAUAAUUUAUUAUUGUGCGGUGAAAACUCA